AUGCAAUGUUAUAAGAAGGAGCUUCGACCUAGCCCGGGUCAUAGUGCCUACCAUCCUCUCGAGCCGAUCAGACCUUCCGGCCCCUUACGCUGUCCAGGUCACACACCAUGAUGUGGGUUGUCUUGCCUCUCCUCCUGGGGCUGUCCUCCGCCAUGCCCCAGGCGCCCUCCACAGGCUAUAUCCUUCCCCAGCCUGCCGGAGGCGCGGCCCAACUCGCCACCGGAUCCGCCCCCAGCCCUCAGCCCGCCGCGCCCGUCGUUCAGCUCCCUAACGCCCUUGCCCAGGUCAUGCGUGCCGCCCAGGCUCACCUUGCCUCCGCUCCUGCUGCCCCCGCCGCUCCUGCUGCGCCUGCUGCGCCUGCUGCGCCGGUCGCUCCAGCUGCUCCUGCUGCCCCUACUGUGCCUGCUGCACCAGCCGCUCCUAGUGCCCCUGCUGUACCUGCUGCACCUGUCGCUCCUGCUGCCCCUGCUGCGCCUACUGGGCCUUUCGCUCCAGCUGCUCCUGCUGCCCCCACUGUGCCUGCUGCACCAGCCGCUCCUAGUGCCCCUGCUGUACCUGCUGCACCUGUCGCUCCUGCUGCCCCUGCUACUCAUUCUGUCCCUGCUACGCCUGCUGUACAUUCUACUCCAGCUGCUCCAGCUGCCCCUGCUGCUCCUGCUACCCACUCUGCCGCGGCUGCGCCUGUCGCCCUCGGGCUGACCCAGGCAGCACCCCAGACGGGCGGGCAGGGCAGCCAGCCGCUGCUCCUCCAGGGCUCCAACCUGGCCGGCCUCGGCGGACUCGGAAAUCUCGGGGGCUUCGGCGGCCAGUCGCCCUUCAUCAUCGUUGUACCCACCAACUUCGCAGGGGGCGCCUUCCAGCCUUCCGGCCAGGCUGCUGCCUCUGUCCCAGUUGCCCCUGCCCCUGCCCCAGCUGCCCCUGCCCCAGCUGCCCCUGCCCCAGCUGCUCCUGCACCAGCUGUCCCUACUUUAGCUGCUCAUGUCCCAGCUGCCCCAGCUGCGCCUGCCCCUGCUGCACCAGCAGCUCUUACUGCACAAGCCCCUAUUAUUCCAGGUUCCACUCCAAUUAUUGUUAUUGACCCUGCUACGAUGGCAGGCCUAAGCUCAUUGUCUGCCGGCUCCGCCCCAGCUUCGUUUGGCUCCGCUCCUGCUUCAUCUGGCUCCGCCCCAGCUUCGUUUGGCUCCGCCCCUGCUUCGUCUGGAUUUGCUGCAGCCCCAUCUGGCUCUGCUCCAGCUUCAUUUGGCUCCGCCCCUGCUUCAUCUGGCUCCGCCCCAGCUUCGUCUGGAUUUGCUGCAGCCCCAUCUGGCUCUGCCCCAGCUUCGUUUGGCUCCGCCCCUGCUUCAUCUGGCUCCGCCCCAGCUUCGUCUGGAUUUGCUGCAGCCCCAUCUGGCUCUGCCCCAACUUCGUUUGGCUCCGCCCCAGCUUCAUCUGGCUCCGCCCCAGCUUCGUUUGGCUCCGCCCCUGCUUCAUCUGGCUCCGCCCCAGCUUCGUUUGGCUCCGCCCCUGCUUCGUCUGGAUUUGCUGCAGCCCCAUCUGGCUCUGCCCCAGCUUCGUUUGGCUCCGCCCCUGCUUCAUCUGGCUCCGCCCCAGCUUCGUUUGGCUCCGCCCCUGCUUCAUCUGGCUCCGCCCCAGCUUCGUUUGGCUCCGCCCCAGCUUCGUCUGGAUUUGCUGCAGCCCCAUCUGGCUCUGCCCCAGCUUCGUUUGGCUCCGCCCCUGCUUCAUCUGGCUCCGCCCCAGCUUCGUUUGGCUCCGCCCCUGCUUCAUCUGGAUUUGCUGCAGCCCCAUCUGGCUCUGCCCCAGCUUCGUUUGGCUCCGCCCCUGCUUCAUCUGGCUCCGCCCCAGCUUCGUUUGGCUCCGCCCCAGCUUCGUCUGGAUUUGCUGCAGCCCCAUCUGGCUCUGCCACAGCUUCGUUUGGCUCCGCCCCUGCUUCAUCUGGCUCCGCCCCAGCUUCGUUUGGCUCCGCCCCUGCUUCAUCUGGCUCUACUGCACCUUCCCCUACUGCGCCUGCUGCGCACUCUGUCCCUGCAUCAUCUGGAUCAUCUGUAGCUCCAUCUACCUCUGCUGCAUCAGCCCCUGCCACCACUCAUGCUGCCUCUGCUUCAGUUGUACCAGCAGCUCUCACCGCGCAAGCUCCUGUCGUCCCAGGCUCCACUCCAAUCAUUGUUGUUGAUUCUACUGCACUGCCAGGCCAGUCAAGCGCAUUGUCUGCUGCCUCUGCCCCAGCAUCAUCUGGUUCAGCUGCAGCAGCAUCUGGUUCAUCCCCUGCUGUCUCUGGCGCUCCUGCAGCUGCUUCUGCUGCAGCUUCAUCCGGUUCUGCCGCAGCUCCGUCUACCUCUGCCGGAGCCUCUGCUGGAACCACAGCUGCAACACUAGGGGCACCUGCACCGAUACCCAUUCUCCUCAACCUUCGCUCGCAUGACGUCGUGGGCAACACCACCAACUUUUCCUUCAGCACAGUAGGCGGAGAUGGCACCGUCAGACAUGAGACAGGAACUGGAGGCGGACUCACCCCCCUCAACGUUGCAGGCAACUAUUCAUUCGUUCUCCCCAACGGCGUGCCCUUUGACCUCUCCUACACCGCUGGCGUCCAGGGAUUCCAGCCUGUGUCCUCCCACAUCCCUCAGCCAGUUCCUUCACCCUUCCACCGACCGAUCGUAACCGCCCAGGGUGUGAAGGGUGACGCAUCCCCAGCUCCUUCCCAAUCAGCUCCCUCGGGGGCAUCUCCAGCUCCCACGAAAACAUAUGGUGUUCCAGCAUAG
Messenger RNA from Penaeus indicus, 2759 nucleotides. Its product is annotated as nascent polypeptide-associated complex subunit alpha, muscle-specific form-like. Bases 108 to 2759 code for a protein of 883 amino acids. Lineage: Eukaryota; Metazoa; Arthropoda; Malacostraca; Decapoda; Penaeidae. The transcript has 3 exons. The record is from RefSeq and is a predicted model, not a curated record.